This is a messenger RNA of Bombina bombina (fire-bellied toad), 1993 nucleotides long. RefSeq names its product zinc finger protein OZF-like. Lineage: Eukaryota; Metazoa; Chordata; Amphibia; Anura; Bombinatoridae. Gene Ontology annotation, cellular component: nucleus. The record is from RefSeq and is a predicted model, not a curated record. The transcript is spliced from 7 exons. The coding region runs from base 145 to 1521 and encodes 458 amino acids.
CGUCUCAGAGAUUAACGGUGAACACGAGCAAAGCUCUCUGGCUCCUGUUACUGUGAAGAUCACACACAAUACACGUCACUGUGUUUGCCAGUAAAGGAGAAACCUUAUAAGGAUAUCUGACAAAUUUGCUUGCUGAACAAGACAAUGUCUGACAAGACCAAGAACCAAACCUCAGAGCUUCCUGAUGCACACAGAGAUGAAGAUUACUCUGAUGUAGUGAAAGAUGAGAUAAUAGAAGAUCUGGUUUUGACGUGUCAGGUGGAAGACCCAGAUGAGGAAACCAGUGACCGUAUCAGCUCAGAUAAAGAUAACUCUGAUGUAGUGAAAGAUGAGAUAACAGAAGAUCUGGUUUUGACGUGUCAGGUGGGAGACCCAGAUGAGGAAACCAGUGACAGUAUCCGCUCAGGUGAAGAUAACACUGAUAUAGUGACAUUUGUCAUAACAGAAGAUAUAUUUGGAAGACAACAGCUGGGAGCAAAAGAUGAGGAGACCAGAGACCUCAUCAGACAAGGUGCAGAUAACGCUGAUUUAGUGAAGGUUGAGAUAACAGAAGAUCAGGUGAAGACUGAGGAGGAUGAAGUUCCUAUAAAUACGGCUACAGGUGAAUUUAAAAACCGCAGUAAUCUUAGUCAUGGUGAACGUACCAAUACUUGUGACAAUCUUCAAAAUCAAAGAAGCCAUGUGGAAAAUGAGAACUCAAGUCUUAUUAGACAUCAGAAAAUUAAUUCAGGACAGAAAGCAUUUUUAUGUUCUAAUUGUGGGGAAUGUUUUACAAAUAAAUCAACUCUUAUUAGUCAUCAGAAAAGUCAUACAGGGAAGGAAGCAUUUUCAUGUUCUCACUGUGGAAAAUGCUUUACUGAGAAAUUAAGUCUUAAUAGACAUCAGAAAAUUCAUACAAGAGAGAGAGAAUUUUUAUGUUCUAUUUGUGGGAAAUGUUUUACUGAGAAAGGAAAGCUUACUAAACAUCAGAAAAUUCAUUCAGGAGAGAAAGCAUUUUUAUGUUCUAAUUGUGGGAAAGGUUUUACUGACAAAGGAAAUCUUAUUAAGCAUGAGAAAAUUCAUACAGGAGAGAAAGCAUUUUCGUGUUCUUAUUGUGGGAAAUGUUUUACUGAGAAAACAACUCUUACUAAGCAUCAGAAAAUUCAUACAGGAGAGAAAGCAUUUUUAUGUUCUGAAUGUGGGAAAUGUUUUGCUCAGAAGCCACAUCUUAUUUCACAUCAGAAAACUCAUACAGGAGAAAAAGCAUUUUCAUGUUUUAAAUGUAGCAAAUGUUUUGCUAGGAAAGCACAUCUUAUUAAUCACCAGACAACUCAUACAGGUGAGAAAGCAUUUUCAUGUUCUGAAUGUGGAAAACUUUUUUCUAAGAAAGAAACUCUUAAUAAGCAUAAGAAAAUUCAUACAGGGGAAAAAGGAUUUCUGUGUUCUCAAUGUGGGAAAUGUUAUUCUCGGAAAACAGAUCUUAAUAAUCAUGAGAAAAUUCAUAUUAAAAGAAAUCUGGAAGAUCAGAGCAUGACUUCUUAAAGAAAUAGUGUACACUAAUAAUUCCCCCUUAAUGUUUUCCCAAUUAUCCAUUUACCUACUUGAGUGUUUUAAAUUUUGUACAAAUAGCUUUUAUCCUUUCUUUUCUUGUUUGAAAUAGAUAAUUCUGCCUAUUGUUUCCCCACCUAUAUUAAACAUUUUUUAACUUAAAGGGACAGUGUACACCAAUUUUCAUAUAACUGCAUGUAAUAGACUCUACUACAAAGAAUAAUAUGCACAGAUACCGAUAUAAAAACCCAGUAUAAAACUUUUUAAAAACUUCGAAGCUCCCAGUUUAUCUCUGUUGAAAAGGUUAGCUGGAACACCCACUGAAGUGGUUGUAUACCAACAAGAGAAGACACUCCCCCCUCCCUUCCUCUGCAUAUGAAAAGACUAUUUACACAAACAGGAGCAAGCUGGAGUAGGUAUACAUCAGUAUACUUCUACAACGUUGGGCUUGGUUAGGAGUCUGAAA